CCUUUCUUCAAUCAAUGAGUAGAAGAAGAAGUAAUCUGCUAGACAUUGCUUUCAACAAUCAAUCCGUAACAGAAGAUCAAAGUUCGAAAAUGGCAGGAGUUAGAAGAGUCAAACUGGGUUCACAGGGUCUUGAAGUAUCAGCACAGGGUUUGGGUUGCAUGGGCAUGUCCGCUUUCUAUGGAGCCCCCAAACCUGAACCUGACAUGAUCAAGCUCAUCCACCACGCCAUUAACGCCGGCAUUACCCUCCUCGACACCUCCGACAUCUACGGACCACAAACCAACGAGAUCCUUAUCGGCAAGGCUUUGAAGGGAGAAGUGCGAGAGAAAGUGGAUUUGGCGACUAAAUUCGGUGUCAAAUACGACAGCGAAGCUAUGGAAGUCUCCGGAGAUCCGGCCUAUGUAAAGUACGCUUGCGAAGCUAGCUUGAAGAGACUCGGUGUCGACUGCAUUGAUCUGUAUUAUGUACACAGAAUCGACAAUCGUGUGCCUAUUGAAAUUACGAUGGGAGCAUUGAAGGAACUGGUAGAAGAAGGAAAGAUUAAAUACGUUGGAUUAUCAGAAGCAUCGGCAUCAACCAUCAGAAGAGCUAAUGCUGUGCACCCAAUUACAGCCGUACAGCUAGAAUGGUCCUUGUGGUCAAGAGACGUUGAAGAAGAAAUCGUCCCUACUUGCAGAGAACUUGGGAUCGGGAUUGUUACAUACAGUCCUCUAGGACGGGGGUUCUUCUCGUCUGGUCCAAAGGUGCUCGAGAAUUUGGAAGAUGGGGACUUCCGUAAGUAUCUACCGAGGUUCCAGGCUGAAAAUAUUGAGCAUAACACGAUCAUGUUCAAGAAGGUUAGUGACAUGGCGGCAAAGAAAGGGUGCACCCCAUCGCAGCUAUCAUUGGCUUGGGUUCACCACCAGGGGAAUGAUGUGGUGCCCAUUCCUGGAACCACAAAGAUUGAGAAUCUUGAACAGAACAUUGGAGCUUUAUCUGUGAAGCUAACAGCAGAAGACAUGGCUGAACUAGAAGCCAUUGCUGCUGCUGAUUCAGUCAAGGGUGGUCGAUAUGGUGAUGGUAUUUCAACAUUUAAGGACACCGAGACUCCUGCAUUGUCAUCCUGGAAAGCUUGAUUAAUGCUGCCAGCAUAUUGUUUGUUGCGUAGUGCUAUACAUUCUUUGUUUAAUUUGUGCUGUGCUAUAUAUGCACCGGAUCUGAUCUUACGUUGAUAUGUAAUUUGUUUUCCUGUACCAUGCUUUUCGCUGUCAAAUAAAAGCGAUACACAAUUUUAGGGUUA
Molecule: messenger RNA, 1279 nt
Organism: Lactuca sativa (garden lettuce)
Lineage: Eukaryota; Viridiplantae; Streptophyta; Magnoliopsida; Asterales; Asteraceae
Product: putative aldo-keto reductase 4
Cellular component (GO): cytoplasm
Source: RefSeq, a predicted model, not a curated record